GCGAAGCUGCGCGCGUACCUGUGAGAGGAGAGAACAUUGACCACAGUCUUCAGCUGUUGGCUCUGUUUAGAGAGGAAAUGGAGCUUUUCAGACACCAAGAUGACAGUAACCAGCCAGUGAAGAUUUCAUUAAGAUGCUCAGUGACACUAGUGGAUUGCCAGAGACUUCUGGAGCGAAAGGGAGUUAAAAAAGAUGGUGGAUAUUUUGUCUAUUUGCUGACAGGAGAAGAAAAUUGCCAAUGUUCUUUUAAUCAAGAAAAGACAAAGGCACAGCCCUGCCCUGAUUGCGGAAAGAGAUCCAGUCAGAUUGAUACCAUGAGACUUCACCAGACAGUACAAACCGGAGACGAGCCUUAUAGCUGUUCUCAGCGUGAGAAGAGCUUCAGUGAAAAAGAGGAUUUGCAAGCACACGACAGGACCGAUACAAAGACGCUCCAUAGCUGUUCUCCAGGUGGGCAAGCAGCACACUUCCCAGCACACCGGGAGGGACUUGAAGUAUAUAGCUGCUUCAUGUGUGGCUUUGAAUGUAGAAAUUUUGAAGUGUUGGAACAGCACACAAGGAAAGUUCAUCACGUUGGUAACAUUUACAGCUGUCCAAAAUGCAAAGAGAGUUUUGAUAGCUUGGCUCUUCUAGCUGAGCAUGACGAGAUGCAGCACAAGAACAAAGCAGAGCAGUCCUCUUACAAGUGUACGCAGUGUAAGGAAAGUUACAGUGGACUGGAGGAUCUUCGAAAACAUAUGCAGCAUCACGAAAUCAGCAAGAAAAAAGUACCCAAACCGUUCAAAUGUGAUCGUUGUGAACUUGGUUUUAGAACCAUGAAAGAGCUGGAAAAACAUACUCCGACACAUGAGAAAAAGAAGUACAAGUGCACCACGUGUGGCGACAGUUUUACAACAGAAGGGCAUCGCAUCUCUCAUCUUCGGGUACAUGUUUCUGAAGUGAACUACCACAGCGAUAAGAUCUUUGGAACAGCAUCUACACCGAGAGGUUCCAAGGGCAUUUUUCCAUGUACAAUGUGCCAGAAGACCUUUAGUACUCUAGUUCAGCUCAGAAACCAUCAACGCUGUCAUUCCACCUAGACCAGGGGUGUGAAACCCAACCACUGAAAGGGCCAUGUUAAAAAAUUUCAACAAAUCCAUGGGCCAGCUGUAUUUUUUUCCCCAUUUUUACUUAACAUUUUGCUGUGACCGGAAUUGGCCAUUGUUUAUUCAAAAUAUGCUAAAACUGCACCAGCAAAAUAGGCACUGAAUACCUGAACUAUUCAAAGAUAAUUUUAAAUAAAAACAAAUUGUUUUAUAUAAAAGAAUAGGCUGCAUUAUCUACAGAUAACGGUCAAACUUCUUUAAUAUCUCCUGGAAAUUUUAAAAAUGCCUGUUUGCUUGAACUUUACACCAAACAUCUUUUAUUUUUGUGUAACCAUUGACCCAUAGAUGGGGGUCAGAGUGCACAUUAUGUUGCAGUGCAUGCUGGGAAAUGAUGAAACGGGCCAGUAUUAUUAGAAAAUUAAAAUUAAUUUCACAGGCCGAAUAGGAUUGUAACUUGGCCCGCGGGCCUUGUGUUUGACCAUGGGUGUCCAAAGUCUGACCCAGGGCCAAAUGCGGCCUGCAAGCAGAUUUUAUUUGGCCUGUGGCUUCUGUUAAAGAGUGUGUUACUAGUGGCUCACCAGCCAGUACGCUGCACUUCUUCCUUUCAUCUGAUGGUGGCAGCAGUGAUGCAAAAUGACAGCGUAACGCACCGCACUGUGGUAAUGAAGUUAACUAAAGUUUAAGAGCCUUUCUCCUCUGAUUCGGCCUGCAGAUUAACAUUGAAAACCUGAGAUUUUGGCAAUCCAACAGUAAAGGAAGCCAUGUGCAUAUGGCGGCCCUCCGUAUUUUGCCAUGGUACAGUCUGGCCCUCUUUGAAAAAGGUUUGGACACCCCUGACCUCGGGAGACAAACAAUUCUGGUUUUUGUAUAGGUAGUUGCUGAAGGCACUGAUCUAGAAGCAGUGUUCCUUCUUUCUGCUGGUCUGAGUUACCAUUUUGUGAAAUGUGAACUAAAAUACAAAGAACCAUUGUGAAUUUAAAAUUCAAGAAAUCUUCUCUUCGCUGUGGCUGUUGUCUGGGAAAGAAAAAGCUACG
Molecule: messenger RNA, 2119 nt
Organism: Colossoma macropomum (tambaqui)
Lineage: Eukaryota; Metazoa; Chordata; Actinopteri; Characiformes; Serrasalmidae
Product: zinc finger protein 845-like
Exons: 3
Coding region: 78-1079 (333 amino acids)
Source: RefSeq, a predicted model, not a curated record